UGCUAUAAAAUGCAAUAGUGUGGUUGUAUUUCAACUUAGGAUGAAAAUGAAAGUCUCUCAUCUAACUUAAGUUGGUAUGAUUUAUAUUAAUACCUGUAUAAGUGAUUUGGAGGAAUGCGAAAAUAAAAUAGAAAUUAAAAAUAAGAGCAAAAAUAAAAUCUCCUAUUUUUUUAAAGUGAAGACUGAAGUAUUAAAAAAAAUAAUAAUAGUUUAUAUCUGUAAAUAUUGGGCAAUAGGAUAUUGUCAAUAUGGAUAAUAGGUAAAAAUUACAUUCUAUAUUAGUGUGCAUUUGCUCACGGAAAACAUGAAAUGAGAUAAAAAACACAUGUGCCUCAUAAUUACAAAACUCAAGUUUGUAAAAAUUAUACAAAAUUUGGGUAUAGAUUUAUAUAAAAUAUUAGAUAUUGCUGUUAUGGAGAAAGAUGCUAAUUUAAACAUCCUGAAAAAAAAGGAAAUAAGCUUCCUUGUCUUAUUUACUAAAAUCUUCUAAGUAGUAUAGGGGACAACUUUUUUAAUCAAAAGUAUUAGGAUUCUUAUAAUUCCUAGGCUGAUUAAAAAUAAAAAAAGAAGUAAAGGUUUGCCGUAUAAAAUUUGA
This is a messenger RNA of Paramecium sonneborni, 595 nucleotides long. The record is from the annotation of a GenBank genome assembly. NCBI's taxonomy places the organism in Eukaryota, Ciliophora, Oligohymenophorea, Peniculida, Parameciidae.